UUUUUUUUUUUUUAAAGCAACAUCCGAUGUCUGACCUAGGCAGCUCUGAUGCGGAGUCUAGCACUUCGUGUUCCAGUGGCCCUAGUACCUAUAACACUCCUGGAAGAAGCCCAUCCAAAGUCAUGAAAAUGCCUGGCCUUGAGUAUGUGCUCUAUACUGAUUCUGAGUUGGAGCAAGCUAGAAAGUAUUACUUUCAGCAGCAACUCCUCGGAAAAGAACAAGAAUGUUCCCUGUCCAAAGAACUUCGCUGUCGGCUCAUUCGGAAUACUGUGACCAACAUGAUCUCUGUUACGCGUGCUACAGUGAAGGACUUCACUUACCCAUCAAAGCGGGACGUGAUUGCGAUGGCCAAACGGUUGGUGGAGUACUUCCCAAUGUUGCGUGACCGCUCUGUCCUUUGUAAAAAUGAAUGGGAAACAAUUUCUAGACUGCUGAUGAAAAGAUUGCAGAAUGUGAGAACUCCUCGGAAGUCCCGUUCUUCUGAAGAUCCUUCGUCUAGUCCUGGGGUGAAGAAUAAAGGUCCAAAAAAGGGUCGACAUCUAGAAUUUGGGUCUGGAUCCGUGGACAAUCGGUGCACCAUGGCAAAUGACUGCGACACGGAUUCCAGUGGUUCCACUGUGCUUUUAGACAAGUCUUCAUUCAGAGCCAGCACCUCAGAAAGCAGUGAGCAUGAUGAAGCCUCGGGACAGAACAGUCAACUGGAUAGUCAGAAAACCCAGGCCCGACACUACAGAACACUCCAGGAAAUGUACAAGACCAAGAAACCAAACAAUUGUGCUGUGAUUCAGCUCCUUGACUUGGAGUUUCAGUCUCGAAGAGCAUUCAUUGAUUCAGAUGUCAUAAAGGAACAAGAAAAGCCCACCAAAAUCUUCGAGGCAUACCCUUGUUUCAAGGAAAUUGAUCAUGUCAUGGAUGAGUUGCGGAGGAUUCUUCAACCAGCCAAUCAAAGCUUCGUCACAGAACUCCGGCAAAGAUGGAAAACCUUCUGUUCUAAAGUGCAGUUCUAUGGAGUCAUGAAAAAAGUCAUGAGGCCACCAAUGACUUUAGAUGAAGUGCAACAGUCCAUUGACCUCCUGAAGGGCCUUCCAGUACUGUUUCCUUCAGGAGUUGCACCUCCCAAAAAACUGGGGCAACCAAGUGAGGCUCUGUUUCAUAUUGUCACGCCCUCAGAAAAUGCAGCAGCCUUUCUGAGCAGAUUCCCUUUGUCUAGCCCCUUGCUUCUAAUUAACGAGGAGAACUUCGUCAUCAGCUUUGGGAAGAAUCCAGUGACAACGUUUUCCAGAGACCUGCUGCACGAAGGUGUUCUGUAUGUCCUGGCAUACUAUUAUGCACUACAUCUCACAUAUCCCAAGUGCAUUUCCACACUUCUCUCUGUGUUGCAAACUGAAGUGUUGGGUGAUGUGCUCCAUGAGCAGGAUGCCACUGCUUCUUACAAGAGAGCAUUGGCAGAGUGGAAGAAGUUUGCAAAUUAAUAUGCACCAAAACCUGUCUCUGCACCCGUACAAUUAUGUACAUUUGAUACUCCCUGUUGCAUCGCCACCAUCGUUCAUGUGGUAAAUUGUGCGAUACAUGCUCAUAUUAUAUAUGAGCCAAUACUGUUUAUUGUUUUUAUUUUAUUUUUUACAGCAGAUUGUAAGAAUUAAAAAACAAAACAUUUGAUACAAAGUUACUUUAUUUCACUAGUUAAGUUCAAAAUGUGAAACUCAUAUUAUAUAGAUGUAUUACACACAGAGUGAUCUAUUUUAAGUGUUUAUUUC
This is a messenger RNA of Astyanax mexicanus (Mexican tetra), 1757 nucleotides long. RefSeq lists its product as uncharacterized. The transcript has 6 exons. The record is from RefSeq and is a predicted model, not a curated record. Lineage: Eukaryota; Metazoa; Chordata; Actinopteri; Characiformes; Acestrorhamphidae. The coding region runs from base 27 to 1472 and encodes 481 amino acids.